AUGCAACAAAUUAAAGCUCACGAUCUCCAUAGGAAAAUCGUCAGCAUAAUAAUUCCCAGACGAGAUACCAAUCCAACUCGUUGUCCAUGCAUAAAACUCCUAGGCCGAAACAUCAAAAUUGUGCGGAAUCUCAAUUAUUUAGGGGUAGUAUGGGACCAAGGUCUCACCUGGAUUCCGCAUAUCAUGGAAACCAGAAACAAGACGUCAAUUAUCGCCCGCAUAGCAAGACAAUUUCAAGGUCGCAACUGGGGCCAAAACCCCCACAUCCAAAAAGUGCUAUACCUCACAGUUGUAGAAAAAAUAGCUUUAUAUGCUGCAGUGAUCUGGGCGCAGCCAAUGGGUACUCGCAAGAUCAGGCAACUUACAACGCUACAACGCCCCUUCGCCCUACAAUUAAGCAAAGCCUACCGCACAAUCGCCACCAGUGCAGCAACAGUUCUAGCCGGCAUAUUACCACUCCAUAUAAAAGCAGAGAUGGAGGCAACUUUUACUAAAUUGAUCCACCUACGCAAAGAUGCAACUUUCGCAAAUACCAGCUACAGUCCAGUCCAGUUCGAACGUCCCUCCACUUCUACCCAUACUCAUCCAGCUCUCAGAGGAAGUGGAACCCACAUCAAAAUUGACAAGCAACAGACUCACACCUCGACACACGCACCACGGAAUGGGAACCAGAUCUACACAGACGGUUCAAAGCAGGAGAAUGGUGUAGGCAGUGCUUUUGUGCACUAUGAGAAUGGCAAAACUGUACACGACUGGCAAGGACAACUUCGCACUCACAAUAGCAUCUUCCAGGCGGAAGUACUGGGAAUUACGGCAGCAGUGCAACAUCUCAUAGAUUGCCAGAUCCCACGAGCAAAUAUCUAUACCGAUAGCCUUUCAACUUUACUUGCACUUGAGAACCAUCAUCAUGUCUCACCUCUCAUACUCAGUCUCCAACAUCUCCUUAUGCAAACACCUCAUUACCAUCUCAAUCUAGUCUGGGUUAAAGCCCAUGCGAAUAAUGAGGGCAACGAGGCUGCUGACACGUUGGCCAAAGAUGCAAUUUCCAACCCGACAGCCCAACCCAUCACCGUACCUGCGCCCUGCUCUUAUCUAAAGGGCCUCCCACGAGAGCAAGGAAUGCACCAAUGGCAACGUGAGUGGACCGAAUGCGAGACAGGCAGACGGACUUUCACCUACCUCCCGAAAGUUUCCGCCGAUCGACUCUUUGCCGUAGCACCUCUCACCUACUUCAUCACGGGUCAUGGCCCGUUUCCCAGCUAUUACAAUCGCCACGGCAUCUCAAAUAUAGAUAUCUGUGUCUGUGGAUCAGAAGGGUCACCAGACCAUUACGUAUUUGAAUGUCCUUUGACGGCUGCACACCAUCUUCCGCUACCUACAAAUAAUAGGAACGCCUAUCACCGGUUCCUUAUAACGCAUAAAGGAGCGGUUAAUUCAAUCUCCAGCAUCAUGAAUACCAUCGCGGCAUUGGGCACAGACCUUUGCCUACCGUGCUAA
Molecule: messenger RNA, 1497 nt
Organism: Stegodyphus dumicola
Lineage: Eukaryota; Metazoa; Arthropoda; Arachnida; Araneae; Eresidae
Source: RefSeq, a predicted model, not a curated record